AUGAACGAGUUAUUCAAUCUAGCUGAUAAUAACUUCAUUCGAAGUGACGACCGGAUGCAUGCCUUCAAGCUAGGCCGACCAGCUCCUAAGAUAGGAGAUAUUGAUCGGUGCUCGGUGUAUGUGUCGCUGGCACCCGGUAUGGACCAUCCUGCUGGGGUGGACCCACCGGUAGGCAAUGCUGCUCGGUGUCUCCAAUACACCAGCAGCGACAAGGACCAGAGCUGUCCAGCACCGACCAUGGAAGACAGGGUGGCGGGGAAGAGGCCAAUGGCUGUGGAGCCAUCCCCCAUAGAAGCAAUUCCAGCGGGGAUGGCUGCAGACCCUUCGAUGGGCCAAGGCUCGACCAGCCAUGCCCCCAAGCAUCGCCGGCUUGUGAGGACCAUCGACGACGACAAUGAAGAUGAUGAGGCUGCUCCGUCCUUGGUCCAGAGACCGUGCAGCCGCCCUGACGUCGUGCCGAUCGACACUGGUCGGGUAACCAGUGAUCCGCCUGCCGCGCAUGUCGAGCCGAUAAGUCUUGGAGGAGCAGAAGCGGCAGCGGCGGCUGGGAGGACUAGGAGAAGUGCGGCCUCGGAUGUUGAUCCGAGCAACGUUGCUGGCUUGAGGACAACCGAGCCGGCAGUUGCCGACAACGAUACCGCCGAGCAGACCGCCCGCGAGCAACCCGUGGAGCAGCCUGCUGUUGUGGCUAUGGCGGAUACCGCUGAGGAGGACCCGACUCAAGAUAAGGCCAGCCACGAGGAGAUCGCCGAGACCGAGGAGGCGGCGAGGGUAGAGCGUGCUGUUAAGCGGCUUGUUGAUGAUGUUAAGGGUGCAAUGAAAAUGGCGAAGUACCGAAAAAGGGAGGCGGCCGAGAAGGCGGCUCAGGAGGAGCGCCUGCUGGACCUGAAUCGGCGACUAGCCGAUAAGGACCGAGAAAAGAGAGGUCUAGAGGAGGAGGUCGAGCAUCUCCAAAAAGAGAGAGACCAGCUCGACCAGGAACGUGCCACUGCGCUGGAGACCGAGCGCAAGUUAUCUUUUCUUUUUAUAUUGCCGUAG
Sorghum bicolor (sorghum) is the source of this 1038-nucleotide messenger RNA. RefSeq lists its product as uncharacterized. Lineage: Eukaryota; Viridiplantae; Streptophyta; Magnoliopsida; Poales; Poaceae. The record is from RefSeq and is a predicted model, not a curated record. Bases 1 to 1038 code for a protein of 345 amino acids. The transcript is spliced from 8 exons.